AUGAGUGGCCGGGGGACAGCUCUUCAAGCGUCGCCAGCUCGCUCGGAGGGGGUAGAGGCAUCGUGUGCCUCCACCGUGGGCAAAGGCGUGUCGUUGAGGCAGUUGCCGCUUGUAGGGAGUGGGAUUUCAGUCUUGCGCGGUGGGCUGGACGGGAACGGUGGAAAUUUAUCUGGCGAGCCCCAGUUCACGUUUGGAACUGAGGCUGAAGCUGCCACACGCAGUUCGCAGCUUCUUGAAUAUGUGGGUCCCAUCGUCUUGCCCCUUUCGAACACGCAGUAUUCCAUAGCGAGCCAUAUUAAUUUCCUUAAGAAGUGGUACCUGUUGAUGCAUGUGGCCUACAUAUUACUUCUUGCGUUCAUUGGGUCUUUGCUAUUCUACGCGCUAGAGGCCGAUCUGCCGUACAUUGACGCCUUUUUCGUCGCCGUGUCUUCCGUCUGUUGCUGUGGGCUGCAGACGGUGGAUGUUUCGAGAUGGAAGCAGGGCACAAAUCUCCUGCGACACGCCCUUAUGAUUGGGGGAGGGAUGGUCUUCACGAGUGCCCACCAACCACUGCUGCGCAUAUGGAUGCUGAAUAGAAUGUGGCCUGUGCUCAAACGAUGCCCUGGGGAUUCUUUCCUAGAAGGACGAUUGCGAGCCUCAAGGCGCAGGUACGCGCAGCGGCUUUGGCACACCUCCGUCAUUUGCCUCCUUACACCGUUACUGUACUUUGUUAUCGUAAACGGUGCCCUGAUGUCUCUUUUGGCAAUAUUUAAUCAGUCUAACCUAAGCUCCUUGGAGGUGUUUGAGAUGGCAAUCGCCUCCUUUCACGGUUCCAUCUUCCUUCCAAUGGAGCAGUACACCAGGGACCCCGCUGUGGUGCUGAUGGUAACGAUAGGGUGUGGACUGGGAUUUACACUGUUUCCGGUGGUAUUGCGUGGCUUUUUCUACAUGGAGUGGUUUGUGUUUCGCGUACUGCGUCGAGUGUGCAGGCGCUGCCCAUCGUCGCCUACAGGCGAUGGGGAAAGCCCGACCGCGCCUUUACUGCAUGAGGAUUUGCACACUAUAUUUGCUGCGCCGGGGCACCAGCUUGCGAGGGACAUCUUUCCUCUCAGUGAUGUGCGCGAUGAAGUUUUUCCCGCCAGUCCAUGGGAGAAAGGGUUUCGCGACACGUUGUCAAGUGACCAACCCGUCUCAUUUCACGCCUUUUUGUUUGUACGCAGCGAGACCUUCUAUCUCGGGGUGGCUUGGUGCUUCAUCACCCUGGUCCAGGCCAUCCCUUUCUGGGUUCAGCAAUGGAGCGGCAAUGGGCUCCUUGCCCCCUUCUCUACGGCAUACAAAAUAUUUCUCUCCCUCUGCCAGGCUGCCGUGGUGCGGUUUGCCGCCGCUUCAUUUGUUUCGUGCUUGGAGUACAGCAACGCACACAUUGCCCUCACGAUUCUUUGUAUGUUUUUGCCAGCCCUUCCUAUUCCAACAGACCGUACGUACAGGAAAUGGAAACAGGUGUUUCGCACCUCCAUGGUGCGACUUCUCACUUCUCGACUUUUUUGCCUGUUUCUGGCCAUGCUCUGUCUUCUCUUUGGCGAGGAGGGAUGGCUUGCACAGGAGUUGGUGGGGACGCGUUUUGAUGCCAUGACACGUUCGCUAUUUGAGGUUAUCAGUGCCUUCGCGGGUUGUGGCUUGUCCUUGUCCCUGCCAGGGUCGGCGGUGUCUUUUGUAGGCUCUCUCGGCUCGUUUAGUAAGUUGGUCGUCGCUGCUGUGAUGCUUGGCGGCCGCCACCGCACCGUGGACUUGGGCAUUGAUCUGGGCUUUGCCGUGCUUGAGGCAGAUCAGCAAAUACAGUGCAGUGGUGCUUGA
This is a messenger RNA of Trypanosoma conorhini, 1833 nucleotides long. Its product is annotated as Trk system potassium uptake protein. NCBI's taxonomy places the organism in Eukaryota, Euglenozoa, Kinetoplastea, Trypanosomatida, Trypanosomatidae. The record is from RefSeq and is a predicted model, not a curated record. Gene Ontology annotation, molecular function: monoatomic cation transmembrane transporter activity. Gene Ontology annotation, cellular component: plasma membrane. Bases 1 to 1833 code for a protein of 610 amino acids. The transcript has a single exon.